AUGGUCACAUACAGGGUGAGUGCUCUCCUUGCCAUCGAGGAUUACACAGAAUCCAUUCCGCCCAUUGCUCGGGGCUAUGCUGCUGGGCCAGCCCUGAGAGUCUUGAAGAUACGGAACAAACUUCGACUGGAGCACGUCCAGUACAAUAAGUAUGAGGUGGGCACUCCCUCCGAAGUGCACCCAGCUCUUGACUCUUCGCCUCUUGACUACAGCCCAAGGGCUGUCAAAGACGCAGAGAGCUCAGAGGAACGACUCACUCGGAGAUAUUCUGAAUCAACUGACAAAUAUGGGUAUUCGAUUCCUGAUGAGCUCAGGGAAGCUGCUAAGAUUGUUGCGGAGUCGACGCCCCGUUCCCCCUCAACUGGCAAUCAUAGUGCCAUUGCUGCUCUAACGGAUGAGAGGUAUGGAACGGGAAUCCAGGAUACCUAUGUUCCACCUCAGGCAUACCACACCUAUAAUGGGUUAUCUCAAAUUGUUUUGGAUGAGAACGACUCAAUGCUCCUUAGAGGGAAUGGCACAGAAGGCGACUUAAAGAAGCGAGCGAGCUCGAGCUGGUGGAUGGCCACGAUGACACAACGUGGAAGCAGUCCCUAUACGCCUUCUGGGUAUAAAAGGAAUGUCAUGGACUAUGGGGCUAAGGCUCUCCAAAUCCAUUGGGACUGGGCCUGGACCAUGCAAGAUGUUGUCAUUGAGAGCUGCGGCAGUGGAAUUGUAAUCGUCGGUGGAGCAGGUGGUCCUUUUAGCACUGGACAAGGGGUUGGAUCGUUUGCUUUGGUUGACGCUAUCAUAGCCAACACUCCAACUGGAAUCACCACCACUCUAUACAACAAGAACUCAACUGCACUAUUUUUGCAGAAUGUUGGGUUCUACAACACUCAGAAUGCUAUACUGGAUGAUACUGCCAAUAAAGCUCUUAUCCCUGGCGGCGAUCAGAUCAUUCUUGACUCCUGGGGGUUCGGCAUGGUCAAUGAUCCACAAGGCGCAAGAUUUGUCUCUGGUACCUGA
This is a messenger RNA of Aspergillus clavatus NRRL 1, 1005 nucleotides long. RefSeq lists its product as uncharacterized. The transcript is spliced from 5 exons. The coding region runs from base 1 to 1005 and encodes 334 amino acids. The record is from RefSeq and is a predicted model, not a curated record. NCBI's taxonomy places the organism in Eukaryota, Fungi, Ascomycota, Eurotiomycetes, Eurotiales, Aspergillaceae.